This is a messenger RNA of Penicillium angulare, 651 nucleotides long. RefSeq lists its product as uncharacterized. Lineage: Eukaryota; Fungi; Ascomycota; Eurotiomycetes; Eurotiales; Aspergillaceae. The coding region runs from base 1 to 651 and encodes 216 amino acids. The transcript is spliced from 2 exons. The record is from RefSeq and is a predicted model, not a curated record.
AUGGCCUCCGGAAACUACUACGACCAAAACCAAUCCUUCGAUGGCCCCAACCGAGGCGACCGAGGUGAAUACAACGACACCCGCUACAACGGUCCCCCCUCCUACAGCGGCGGCGACGACUUCUCCUCCGCAGCCUCCCAUGCCCGCGAACACCAUGACCAGGGCUCCUCUAACGGAUCCUUCUUCGACAAUGCCCUCGGCUUCCUAAACGAGCACAAGGACUCCCUAUCCAACCACCAGAACUACGACAUAGACGAGCAGCACGUACUGCAGUCUCACCAGAAGCUGUACGGAGGCGGUGAUCCCAGCCAGGAGAGUCAUGAUGCUGGAUCCGUUGGUUCGGGUGCUGCGCUACAGGCUAUGAAGUCUUUCACUUCUGGUGGCUCUAGCGAUGGGGGCUUUGAUAAGAAUAAGCUUGUUGGUAUGGCUAUGGCUCAGGCUUCGAAGCUGUGGGAUGAGAAGCAGGGUGGUGGUGCUAGCAUGUCCGGCGACAAGCAGUCUGCUGUUAACAAUGCUGCUGAGAUGGCUAUGAAGAUGUACAUGAAGAGCCAAGGUGGUGGCUCCGGUGGCUCCGGCGGUCUUGGUGGUCUUGCUGGCCUUGUCAGUGGAAACUCUAGUGGUCUGAUGGGCUUGGCUAGUAAGUUCCUGUAA